Messenger RNA from Leptosomus discolor (cuckoo roller), 1062 nucleotides. The record is from RefSeq and is a predicted model, not a curated record. NCBI's taxonomy places the organism in Eukaryota, Metazoa, Chordata, Aves, Leptosomiformes, Leptosomidae.
AUGAACCGUCCCAUCCAGGUGAAGCCGGCCGACAGCGAGGGCCGAGGAGAAGACAGGAAGCUCUUUGUGGGCAUGCUGGGGAAGCAGCAGAGCGAGGAUGAUGUCCGGCGCCUCUUUGAGCCCUUUGGCCAGAUCGAGGAGUGCACCAUCCUCCGAGGACCCGACGGAGCCAGCAAAGGUGGGCUUUGAGGAGCUGAGUGAGCACAGUGUAGGCUCCUGGGACCCACGGAGGGUGGGACCCGCUGCCUGCAUGGCAGCCAAACCAUGCCGGGCGCCUCGUCCAGCCUGGUGGUGAAGUUUGCGGACACAGAUAAGGAGAGGACCCUGCGGCGGAUGCAUCAGAUGGCAGGGCAGCUGGGCAUCUUCAACCCCAUGACCAUCCAGUUCGGCGCCUACGGGGCCUAUACGCAAGCGAUCAUGCAGCAGCAGGCGGCUCUCAUGGCAGCCGCGCAGGGGACCUGCCUGAACCCCAUGGCCGCCAUUGCCGCCGCCCAGAUGCAGCAAAUGGCCGCCUUCAACGUCAGCGGACUGGUGGCCGCCCCCCUCACCCCCUCUUCAGGUACAAGCACCCCCCCUGGCAUCAGCACGGCGCCCGUGCCCAGCAUCGCCACACCGAUCGGGGUGAACGGCUUCAGCCCGCUGCCGCCACAGACCAACGGGCAGCCCGCCUCGGAGACCAUCUACACCAACGGCAUCCACCCCUACCCAGCAGCAUAUCCCACUGCCUACGCACCCAUCAGCCAAGCCUUUCCCCAGCAAGCGCCCAUCAUCCCGCAGCAGCAGCGAGAAGGUCCCGAAGGCUGUAACCUGUUUAUUUAUCACCUGCCCCAGGAGUUCGGGGAUGCAGAGCUCACGCAGAUGUUCUUGCCUUUCGGCAAUGUCAUCUCUGCCAAAGUCUUUGUGGACCGUGCCACCAACCAGAGUAAAUGCUUUGGUUUCGUCAGUUUUGACAAUCCGACGAGCGCUCAGGCAGCCAUUCAGGCCAUGAACGGCUUCCAGAUCGGCAUGAAGAGGCUAAAAGUCCAGCUAAAGCGGCCGAAAGAUGCCAACAGACCCUACUGA